Messenger RNA from Hypoxylon trugodes, 2647 nucleotides. RefSeq names its product glycoside hydrolase family 3 protein. Lineage: Eukaryota; Fungi; Ascomycota; Sordariomycetes; Xylariales; Hypoxylaceae. Bases 647 to 2566 code for a protein of 639 amino acids. Gene Ontology annotation, biological process: glucan catabolic process. Gene Ontology annotation, molecular function: beta-glucosidase activity. The transcript has a single exon. The record is from RefSeq and is a predicted model, not a curated record.
AAUAUGGAGUCUUUUUGCGAAGACCUCCUUGUUGAUAAGCACACCAAGGCACACAACAGCAAUAAGAACUAGCACGAAGAUGGAAAGCUAGCGAGUAUACUAGGUAUUAACUUCGGGUAAGGUUAUGCCGAUGUAGAGUGGUUUACCGAACAGUUUCCCGUAGGAUAGACCUUCUCCUCACCAUCCUUGCUAAAGCCUCCUUUCAACAUGCCAAGCCGUAGUAUUUUACGACGAGUUAAGACGUAUUGGGACUUCCGCGUUGAUUCCCCACUAUCUCCGCAGAUAUCUUUUUGAAUUGCUUAUUUUCUAGCUCUGAAUUAACUAUGAAAUAUUGGAGAGCAACGAAAGCCGGGGCUCAACCACGUGCGCCGAGACAAUGAUCUAAAUAGUGUCUAUAGGAUAGGCCGAUGGAAGGGCCGAAAGACUCAAUCCAGUAUCGGAAAGCCGUUGCGGUGAUCUUAUGACUUUUUCGUGAUGUCUUCACUCGCAAUUCGUCAUUCAUCCCUGUUUUCACAUAGGGUAAAAUCCUAGAGUAGCAAUGUCAUGAUAAAUAAGCGUGGUAUCCCGAGGCCGGGGCAGAUGUUACGAGAUUCUUCUGGCCCGUGUCGGAGUUAUCAUUCAUAGAAUCAGUACAACAUCAAUUAUAAUGGGUUUACUCAAUAGACCGUGUCGUGGUUUGCUUGCCUUGUUGACAUUAUCAACAUGGCUGCAGAGUGGCACCUGCUCCGGGGCACUUCACCGGACCGGACAAUCGCUUCUCACCCGUGCGACAAAUGAUAGUGAAGCGCUCCCAGCUUACAAGAACCCUUCAUUAUGUAUCAAUGACAGAGUCGAGGACCUCAUCCAACGUAUGACGCUAGAGGAGAAAGCUGGGCAAUUGUUCCAUGCUAUGUUAUAUAUGGGUCCAAACGGCACGCUAGAUGAAGGGAGCGAGGCCGCUCGUCGGAAUAGCACCGAAUUCAUGAUUGGCGAUCAACUUUUGACACACUUUAACCUUGUCGGUGAUAUAAUCGACGCGCGACAGGUAGCUGAAUUCUAUAAUCGAGUACAACAACGGGCCCAACAGACACGGCUAGGCAUUCCUGUAACCUUGUCGUCGGAUCCGCGACAUCAUUUUACGGAAAACGUGGGAACUGGUUUCAAUGCGGGGCGCUUUUCGCAAUGGCCCGAAACACUCGGACUUGCAGCUCUUCGGGACGCCGACUUGGUUAAGAAGUUCGCUGAGAUUGCGCGUGAGGAAUACCUUGCUGUAGGUCUUCGCGCUGCGUUACACCCGCAAGUUGAUGUAUCGACAGAGCCGAGAUGGGCUCGAAUCUCCGGUACCUUCGGUGAGGACGCGCAUUUAACGGCGGAACUCAUCACGGCGUACAUCAAAGGUUUUCAAGGAGAUAAACUAGGUCCUUACUCCGUAAGCACCGUGACGAAGCAUUUCCCCGGAGGAGGUCCGAUGGAAAAUGGCGAAGACUCUCAUUUUGUCUACGGGAAGAAUGAGACCUACCCAGGAAACAAUCUAGACUACCAUCUUAUCACUUUCAAAGCAGCAAUUGCAGCGGGUGCUCGACAGAUAAUGCCCUACUACAGCCGUCCAAUUGGUACUCAAUUUGAACCAGUGGGGUUCUCGUUCAACAAGGGCAUUGUCACAGACCUCCUGCGCAACGAACUCGGAUUCGAAGGCAUCGUGGUUACCGACUGGGGUCUAAUCACCGACACCGAAAUCGCGGGACAAUACAUGCCAGCUCGCGCAUGGGGCGUCGAGACUCUAACCGAGCUUGAGCGAGCAACUCGCAUCCUCGAAGCCGGAUGCGACCAAUUCGGCGGCGAAACACGACCUGAGCUUAUUAUCCAGCUCGUCAAAGAGGGCAAAGUAAGCGAAGACCGACUCGACACCUCAAUCCGGAAACUUCUCCGCGAGAAAUUCGUUCUAGGGCUUUUCGAUAAUCCUUUCGUAGACCCAGAUGCGGCUUCGCGGAUCGUCGGGAACGACUACUUCGUGCGUCUAGGCAAUGAAGCACAGCGUCGCGCGUACACGCUCUUGACCAACAAAGACGACAUCCUACCACUCCGAAACAUCGGGUCGGAGACGAAGUUCUACAUUGAGGGGUUCAACGCGACGUUCCUCCAAAACCGCAACUUAACUGUGGUCACCAAACCGGAAGAUGCCGAUUACGCUCUUCUCCGCCUCGCAGCCCCCUACGAACCGCGCCCUGGAGGCUUCGAAGCAAAUUUCCACGCCGGUUCCCUCGAGUUCUCGGCCGAUGAGAGGAAUCGACAAGCUGAUAUCUACGAGUCGGUGCCGACGAUUGUGGAUAUGAUGCUGGACCGACCGGCUGCAGUGCCGGAAGUAGCCGAAAACGCCAAGGCUAUGCUGGCUAGUUUCGGAAGUAGCUCCGAAGCGUUUCUAGACGUGAUUCUUGGGCUCGCUGAGCCGGAGGGUAAGUUACCGUAUGAUCUACCUCGCUCGAAUGCAGCGGUGGAAACGAAUAUGGAGGAUGUGCCAUUUGAUACGAGGGACCCGGUGUUUAAAUUUGGACAUGGCUUGAGAUACGCAGAUAAAUGUGCUAGUUAGGUGAAUGAGAGGGUUUACGUCGUUAGUUGUCCGAUUUAAAAAUUUAAUGUGAAGUAAUGAUGUGGUUGCUUUGGAGAUAUU